CCCUUUCACCUUUUAAAAACCCUCCCAAGUACCCAACCAGUAUUCUCUAUUUUCUCCCCUAAAGGCGGCUUGGUCACAGGUCAUCGAUGGCGAUGGAGGUGGCCAGCGGUGGCAAGUGCAUCGAUGACAAAUGAAGAGGUAGGCAGCGAGGACAAUGAAGUCGACGGUGGAAGUGUUUGAUCUGGAGACUAUCUUUCUCCUCCAAUGGCGAUAUGGUCAUGAGUUGUCGAUGGCGACGGAGGAGGCAGGCAGCGUGGGCAACGAUGGUGAUCGCCUCGACGGAGGAAGGUUCAGAUAUGGAUACUCUCUUUCUCCUCCUAUGGAGCAUGAUCGCGGGGUCGAUGAUGAUGAUGAUGAUGAUGGAGGAGGCAGUUGGUGAGGGCGUCAAAUGGCAACGGAGGAGAUAGGCGAUGAGGGAGGGAUCUGGGUUUUGUGAUGGAGCAAUUUUGGGACGAUGAAUCCUCGAUGGAUCUGGCGUGGUUGAUUCGACGACUAAAGAGUUGCGAUGGAA
Molecule: messenger RNA, 511 nt
Organism: Linum trigynum
Lineage: Eukaryota; Viridiplantae; Streptophyta; Magnoliopsida; Malpighiales; Linaceae
Source: the annotation of a GenBank genome assembly